AUGAUGUGCUCGGCUUGCCAACAAUUCAUAGACUCUAUGAUGACAAGAGAAGAAAAGCGGCCUACAUCUCAUCACAAGACCUGCCGAAGUCUCGAGUGUGCCGUUAAAGCCGUUUAUUAUGUAUGUAAUCGGUUGUGGGUAAUUCUGCCUCAUGACGCAAGAAACUGGAUCCGCGGUGAAGCUUCUAAUUCUCCAAUUGCUUCUCACAGCGUAGGCGUGGAAACUGGUAGUGACCCCGGCAUAGAUCACCAAAGAUGGAUCCUCAGUCCGAUGUCAAUCACACACGCCUUACGGGCCUACGAGAAGCCUGGAUAUGAGGGUGAAGAGUUCUUUCGAAUUUUCGCCAAUCCACAAGCCUUCCCAUUAUGGACUUUCCCAGACUACGGCGGUAUUACCAGGAAGCAUCUUUCAGACGCAUUCCCUGCAUCGGUAUAUAGGAAACCUGACGGGAACGCCAUUUCAUUGUAA
Colletotrichum costaricense is the source of this 468-nucleotide messenger RNA. RefSeq lists its product as uncharacterized. Bases 1 to 468 code for a protein of 155 amino acids. Lineage: Eukaryota; Fungi; Ascomycota; Sordariomycetes; Glomerellales; Glomerellaceae. The transcript has a single exon. The record is from RefSeq and is a predicted model, not a curated record.